Molecule: messenger RNA, 1199 nt
Organism: Diorhabda carinulata
Lineage: Eukaryota; Metazoa; Arthropoda; Insecta; Coleoptera; Chrysomelidae
Exons: 4
Coding region: 118-1008 (296 amino acids)
Molecular function (GO): sequence-specific DNA binding
Source: RefSeq, a predicted model, not a curated record
GAAGAAAGUUUAUAUUUAUAUGAAUAUUGAUUGUUCUCAUUUGCUGGGGUGAGAGCAAUUCCUUUUUAAAUUAAAGUAAACAUUAAUUCAGUGUUUUAAAUUUACUACUCCCAUAAAAUGCCACGAAUGUGCUGUGUGGAUGGAUGUUCUACCAGAGAAGGUACAAACAUAUCUCUAUUUCAUUGUCCCAAAGAUGAAAUUAGAUGUCAACGUUGGAAACAAGCAUUGGGAUUUGUAAACAGUCAUAUUUAUGCUAAUAUGACUCCUGAACAAUUCAGUUAUAAAUUAAGAGUGUGCGAAUUACAUUUCCCCGAAGGAAGUUUUAUAAAAAAUAAUUGUAGAAAGAAUCUGCAAUAUAACGCUGUCCCAUCAUUGAAUCUGAAAAAUAAUAUGGCCCCAGUACUAACAGCAGAUGUGUCAACCCAAACAAAUAUCCAGGAAGUAAUGCCGAAUGGUCAAAAUGUACACGAAUGUAAAGAAAAAUGGAAAAACAUAAGAUCGGCUUUUGUUAGAAGUUUGAAGCCAUCACCAGGAUCAUCAAAAAUAAAAAGGCCCUAUUACUUACACGAUCACUUACGUUUUAUUCUUCCAUUCGUGAAAACUGUGAAUUCCAUUGAAUCCGUGAAGGUUGAAUGUCCUGACGAUUAUUCUGAAAAUCAAGAUUCCAUUCCAGAUGAUACAGAUGAACAGGAAAUAUAUGAAGAAGCUCUAUCACCCUUACCAUCAAUUUUAAUUGACGAUAAUCAGUUACUUGAUGUUACCACAGAAUCAUCUCCAAGUAGGAAGAAAAGGAAACUAGAUUCACCAUCUUACGAAUUUGAAUAUAAAAAGCCACGGGUUAUUGAUGAUGAAACUGCAAUUCACUAUUUUCUUCUUAGUUUAAUACCAGAUUUGAAAGGUCUAACUGAAGCUCAACUACGAAAUUUUAAAAUAAAAUCAUUGUUAUUGAUACAGGAGAUGAAAGAGAAAAAUGAGCCCAAUAUCAAUAACCCUCUUAUAUUAACGUGACACUUGUGAAAUGUUGAAAUUUAUAUCAUUUAUUUAAUAUACUCAUAUCUACUAAUAGGUAGUCUGCUGAAAUUUCAUUUAAUAGAUAUAUGGAGACAUAAAGAUAGAGAUAUGUCUAUAUCGUGUACAAGGAUGUUGAAAUAAUGUACUAGGAUGAAAGUGUCUUGUUAACUGAAAUAUACUAAUCUUAU